AUGUCUGCCUACCCCCCGCAGGCUCCCACCUCUGCUCCCAAAACCUCGGCCCCAAUGCUAGGAGGUCCCGUCUUGCCCGCCAUUUCUGAACUACACCGACGCAGUGCCACCGACCCAGCGCCCCUCCCGCAAUUCCGCCAACUCUAUUCUGGACCCCAUGGACCCGCACCCGCCCACAGCGGCCCAGCAGGAACAAACGUCUCACCGCCCUCGACACUCAAGCGACAGGCCUCGCAGACACCGCUACCAGACGAGAGCCCGGCCAAGAAACAGUCAAAAUGGACCCCCGAGGAGGACAACCUGACGAUUGAGCUGCGGGGUCAGGGCAUGAAGUGGGACGACAUUGCGAAGCGCCUACCAGGACGAAGCUCCAUCUCGUGUCGCCUGCGCUAUCAAAACUACCUGGAGAAGCGAGCCAUCUGGGACGAGGAAAAGAAGAACAAGCUCGCGCGACUCUAUGCCCGAUUCAAGGACCAAAUGUGGCAGAAGGUGGCUACAGAGAUGGGGAUUCCCUGGCGUUCUGCCGAGUCCAUGCACUGGCAGUUGGGUGAGCAGGAGAUGAGUGCGCGCGCCAACGCGCCAGUGUUUCAGCUCCACCCAUCUGCAACGGGAACAGGCAUGAGCUCGCCAUCCCAAGUGCCUGUUAUACCUGCAUCUGCACCACAUGGCUUUACUCCCGCCAACGCCGCUCAAUUGAUGCCGAACCCGCCGCCCAUGCCACCUCAGCUUCAUCAGGCACCUCCACCACCCAUGCCUCAGGGCCCGAUACACGGCUACCACCACCGCACAGACAGUGGCUCCAGCGCCGGCGGCAGCGCUGGACGUAGGCGCAACAGCUCCUUCAGCCGUCGACGCGCAGACGCGCGCUCCCGCUCGAGCGUGCCUCCGCAACUCGGCCAGCCGCUGCCGCAGAUCCACCCGCAUUCCGAAGAGGACCUGGUCAGCGGUGCCAGGACAGCACCAGUGUCCGAUAUGACGGGUCCCAUGAAACGAGAGGGCGAUGGCCCCAGCUACAUGGAGCUGUACCAACGGCGGCGACAAGACGAAGAAGCUGCCGCCGCAGCCAUAGCAGGCCCGCCGAGAUCCGAGCCGGAUCUACGAAGUCAUGACAUGAGGAGUCCAGACAGGUUGUCGCAGCGCAGUGCAACAGGCAGCAUCAAGAGCCUGAAACGUGACGCCGAAGACGCCGAGCGACGAUCGACCAUGGCCUCCCCGCCUCAGCCAUCCACACCCUAUGAGCGCCCAGCAUCGACUGUCGCAUAG
This is a messenger RNA of Exserohilum turcica Et28A, 1263 nucleotides long. RefSeq lists its product as uncharacterized. Gene Ontology annotation, molecular function: RNA polymerase II cis-regulatory region sequence-specific DNA binding; DNA-binding transcription factor activity, RNA polymerase II-specific. The coding region runs from base 1 to 1263 and encodes 420 amino acids. The record is from RefSeq and is a predicted model, not a curated record. The transcript is spliced from 2 exons. Gene Ontology annotation, cellular component: nucleus. Gene Ontology annotation, biological process: regulation of DNA-templated transcription. NCBI's taxonomy places the organism in Eukaryota, Fungi, Ascomycota, Dothideomycetes, Pleosporales, Pleosporaceae.